ACUGCACUUUACCUUUUCUAUUACAAGAAAAUAUUUUUUAUUAUCUUAUUCCAAGAGAAAAUGGCAAAAGAAAACGUUUGACCUUGCAGUGUGGGCAGUUUCCUUGUCCUAUUAUGAGAGGAUCAAAUUGGGGGAAAAGUAAUUUAUUUGGGUGAUUUUAUUUGUGAGGAUAGGAUAGUUCCCCUCCUGAAGAUAAUGUGUACAUUUUCUAACGCAUGCAUUUAAAUGUUUAAUUUAAACAAUUUUUCAUUUGUUUUCUUUUACUUUCACUUUUUAUUUUGCAUUUAACAUGCCUAUGAAACGGAAUACAGGAAGCCCGAUCCAGGAUGGACAAUUUCUUCAUGUUCAUUCACCAUCAACCAAUCAUUUCUGCAGUGCAUCCGAAGAGCUCAUGCACACCACUUUAUCUAACGAAAAAUUACGCAGUGCUUUCCAUGGACAUUCAAUCUCAAAGUUUGACGAGGAAGGUGAUUUGGGAAUUAAAUCAGAUGACAGCAAUGAGACCCCAUCUUCUGAGGAGGACCAGGACCUCCUCGAGUAUUCUAAAGAUUUGGCUUUCAACCAGACGACCCCGAGGAAAAGCAUCACUCAGAUCAUCAAGGACAAGAAGAAACAGACUCAUUUGACCCUUCAAUGGCUGGAUGAAAACUACACUGUUUGUGAAGGGGUUUGUCUGCCCCGUUGCAUCCUGUAUGCUCACUACCUAGACUUCUGUAGGAAGGAGAAACUGGAUCCAGCCUGUGCUGCUACAUUUGGCAAGACAAUUAGGCAGAAAUUUCCACUUCUUACAACAAGAAGACUUGGGACCCGAGGUCAUUCAAAAUAUCAUUAUUAUGGGAUUGGCAUUAAAGAGAGCAGUGCCUAUUAUAACUUGGUGUACUCAGGAAAAGGCUUGACGAGAUUUUCAGGGAGCAAACUCAACAAUGAGGGAGGGUUCACUCGGAAAUACUCCCUCAGUUCCAAAACAGGAACUUUGCUUCCAGAAUUCCCAAGUCCACAGCAUCUAGUGCUUCAAAGUUCCAUCUCUAAAGAGAAGGUGGACACGCUCAUCAUGAUGUACAAAACACAUUGUCAGUGCAUCCUGGACAAUGCCAUCAAUGUCAACUUCGAAGAGAUACAGAAUUUCCUGAUGCAUUUCUGGCAAGGAAUGCCCGACCACCUCUUACCCCUGCUGGAGAACACCAUUAUCGUGGACAUCUUCUGUGUGUGUGACUCUAUACUAUAUAAGGUUCUGACAGAUGUCCUGAUCCCUGCUACGAUGCAGGAGAUGCCUGAAAGUCUCCUGGCAGACAUCCGUAACUUUGCCAAGCACUGGGAACACUGGAUGGUGUCUUCUCUGGAAAACCUCCCAGAAUGCCUCUCAGAGAAGAAGCUCCAGAUCGCACGCAGAUUUGUGUCCUCUCUAAAACGUCAGACCUCCUUCUUACACCUUGCCCAGAUUGCAAGACCAGCUCUUUUUGACCAGAAUGUGGUGAACUCAAUGGUGGUGGAUAUAGAUAAAGUGGAUUUGAACAGCAUAGGGUCACAAGCCCUUCUCACCAUCUCAAGUGGAGACCAAGACUCUGACCUCUACUCUGAAUAUGACUCAAUAACAGUGUUCCAAGAGCUGAAAGACCUACUGAAGAAGAAUGCCACUGUGGAAUCCUUUAUCGAGUGGCUGGACACUGUUGUGGAGCAGAAAGUCAUAAAGCCUGGGAAGCAGAACGGACGGUUCAUAAAGAAGCGAGCUCAGGACUUCCUCCUCAAGUGGAGUUUCUUUGGAGCACGUGUUAUGCACAACCUCACGUUGAACAACGCCACCAGUUUUGGUUCGUUCCAUCUCAUCCGCAUGCUGCUGGAUGAGUAUAUCCUACUGGCUAUUGAGACACAAUUCAACAACAACAAAGAACAAGACCUUCAGAAUCUCCUAGAUAAGUACAUGGGAAAUGCAGAUGCCAGCAAGGCGGCAUUCACUGCCUCCCCCAGCUCCUGUUUCCUGGCCAACCGUAACAAGCCCAGUGCGGUGUCCAGUGAUCUGUCUGUGAAGAACGAGUCCCUCUCAGAACACGCAUACAUGACCCUGUCAGCCAAUCAUCAGCAGGCUCCGGGAGCAAACAUGGCCAUCUACCAGGGCUCUGAAACCGAUGGAUUCUGCCUAUCAGGACAAAUGGACUUUUCCCAGAACAGUGGCCCUCUGAUGACCCCUCCCAUCUCCCCAGCCAUGGUGAACAGGGGCAGUGUCAUCAACCAGGGCACCAUGGCCAUCAGACCCCAGAGCGCCUGCACCACCAUCCAGCCCCACAUCUCCUGCCAAGCCUUCCCAGACACCAUGUACCAGAGCCUCCCUCCCAGCAGCCCCAGCUACUACCCCACCACCUCCAACUACCAGGCUGUGUUCAGGCCCCAGACACACGCCCAGGCCCCUGCCUACCUCACCCACUCUGACAGCAGCCACUACCCGUCCUUCAGUGAACAGCACCUGGCCAAAGACUACUUCAACAGCAGCUGUGCAGUAUCCCCCUACAGCUCCAGACCCACCUCCAAUUACAGCGCAGUCCCUGAUCCUGGGAUGGAGACUCAGGGGGUUCAGCUACUGGACUCUGGAGGAUACAACUUUGAUGGGAGUGGGUUAAACAGUAGUGGCUGUCAGGAGUCUGCCUACUCAGCAGCAGGACACAAUGGGUACUACGGAAACAGUAGCUACCUGGAUAGCCAGAGGCUGGGUUCCAUGAUAGACCAGCAUGUGUCAGUUAUCAGCAGUGUGAGCAGUAUCCGCUCAGUCCCAGUGUACGGUGAAGUACACGACCCCCUCAACAUCCUGGAUGACACGGGCAGGAAGACGGCUGGGCCUUACUACACCGAGUCUGACUCACUGGGCUCCCACACACCUGGAGAUCCGACCCUCCCCUCCUCGGUCUCUGCACCCUGCAUGUACGGAGGUCCUGCCCAGUUCCACUCCCAGGAUGCACUGCUUCCUCACCGGGCACCAUCUGAGGUACGGGACAUGAUGUCAUCGCUGCCCCCCAUAAACACUGUGUUCAUGGGGUCUAGUGGAGGAGGAACGUGAGCCGUGACUGUCCCUCCCACCACCAACACUCCUCAAGCUCCUCCCACACCACUCAGUCACUGUAAACAGUGACGCAGAUCACAGACAGAAAUGUGCUCAGUGUAUCUCUCUUGUGUAGCCUUAGCGUUGGGGAAACUACUCUGAAAAUGUAGUUUACCAAGUUACCAAUUACUUCAUACUGGAAGAAGUGAAGAUACACACACUAAAGCUACCCUUAAGAAAAUGUUACUUUCAAAAAGUAGUUCACUACAUCCAAACUACUUUGUGAUCAAUAGUUAUAUCUAAUUCUGAAAUAUCAUAGACUAUAAAUUGCUCGACAUAUCACUCUGUAGUCAGAUUUUAACAGAAUGUUUAUUUUAGCCUAUUAAACACAAAAACUGUUUCAAGUGAGAAUUAGGAAGGUCUGAUGGCAAAAAACUCCACCCAUAUGAUGGCCUACUUCACCCAUAUGAUGGCCUACUUCACCCAUAUGAUGGCCUACUUCACCCAUAUGAUGGCCUACUUCACUCAUAUGAUGGCCUACUUCACCCAUAACGAUGGCCUACUUCACCCAUAUGAUGGCCUACUUCACCCAUAACGAUGGCCUACUUCACCCAUAACGAUGGCCUACUUCACCCAUAUGAUGGCCUACUUCACCCAUAACGAUGGCCUACUUCACCCAUAUGAACUACGAAAAACACCACGAUUAGAAUUUAGUUCAACUACCACCAAGCUACUGCAAAAUGUAGUUACAUUACUCGUUGAACUACAUAUAGUUCACUACUCCCCCCACACUGUGUAGCCAAUAUAUAUUUUGUAAAUUGAUGAAGGCCUCAGCUGUUCAAUGUUCAGUGAAAUAUUUUAUUGAACUGAAUUAAUUAAUCAUUUGCAAUUCAACCAUUUUAAUAUAAUUCAAUCUGUUCCUGUUCAUCUUAAUGUUGCCAGAGGAGACUUUGUUAACAUGUAAAUAUAUACCCGUAGAAUAAAGCGAGUAAUGUCAAAUUUGAAAUUGUUAGAGGCAUAAUCAGUCAAACCUGCAAGACUGGUUUGAUUGAUUAUGACAAGUAAAAAAAAAAAACAUGUUAUUUAUUUGAGUUGCCUUUAUAGCCUAUUACGGUGUAAUAUUAUUGUCUGAAAUGUAAACUUGUACUUAUCUGUAUAUGGCCGAAUGAGAGGUAGGAACUUAGAAAUGACUGUUGUUUUCAAUUCAAAUGUAUUAAAUAACAAGAACUUAUUGCUUAACUAACACAUCAGAGAGAGAGGCAGAAAGAGACACUUUGUUAGGUCGCUUUCAUGUGCUCCUUCAGGCAGUUUGGCUGGUCGUCAAUACAUCCAACAGAACAGUCUCUCUUAUCUCACAAUUCAAAACCCCCAGUGUCAAAACUCUGAAUAAACAGUCCUUUUAAUUGGUAAACUGGACCCACACCAGGCGAGGAAAGAAAGAUUACAGUCCGGAAACACAAUUGUAGAAAGCAGCGGAUCAAAGUUGAGCUUUAUCUGUGAUUAUGUGAUUAUGUGAUUUCACCAUUAUACAAUGGAGGGAGAUAUGGUUGGAUAAAGGUGUUGACCAGAAACUAGAACCAAUAGACAUGUAUGACCCACAGCAGGAUCAAGCUGUUUAUACAUAGUGACCCUUUAGAGAAACAGAGAUUGUUUUAUUCACCCGCAGGUUGUCCAAAUUCAGCUUUGUUAGUCUUGGAGCAGAUGGAAGCUAAUAAAACCAUAAUCAGUAACAUUAGAUUGACCAGGGCAUUUGUGUGGCGAAAUGACAUCAUUUCAAAGCGAUACACUUUAUUUAAAUGUAUGGAGUAGAUACGUACACUCGCAGGCUAUGGAUUAAUGUAGACUAUUCAGCAUUUGUUUCCACAACAUGAAUAAACAAAGCAAAAUGAAUGAUAACAUUACCCACCUAUCAGCCUUAUCCUUUAGCUACUCAGGGGGAAAAUCCAUUUCAGCCCAUGGACAGGAACAGAUGGCUUGAAAUGUAAUGAUUACAAAAUUCCCAACGUUAACACAGUUUAAUUACAAAGUCAAUAAUGCCUCCCAACAGUUGCGGGGCCUUUAGUGUAAAAACAACAGAAGGUUGAACGCAAACUUUGGGACAAUGUUUAACCAGAACUUUGCAUUAGGCGGUGAGUCUCCAUAUGUAGCCCAGGUGAGCCAAAGACUGAGAGACCCAGUGAUGUGUAAGGCACACCAGGCAUCACUCUGUCUGGUGGAUUUACUGUUGUACGUCAGAGCGUCACGUCGUCACACUCCUCUAACAUGACAUCAUAGUGCUGCUUGCAGGCCCCAUAGUCCCCCAAGUCACCUCAGAUAUA
Oncorhynchus nerka (sockeye salmon) is the source of this 5346-nucleotide messenger RNA. RefSeq names its product DNA-binding protein RFX6-like. The transcript has 19 exons. Lineage: Eukaryota; Metazoa; Chordata; Actinopteri; Salmoniformes; Salmonidae. Gene Ontology annotation, molecular function: DNA-binding transcription factor activity, RNA polymerase II-specific; RNA polymerase II cis-regulatory region sequence-specific DNA binding. The record is from RefSeq and is a predicted model, not a curated record. Gene Ontology annotation, biological process: regulation of transcription by RNA polymerase II. Bases 290 to 3046 code for a protein of 918 amino acids.